AUGGUUGGACGGGAGGCGACGAGCGUGAACGAGCGGGAGGAUUCGGAACCCGGCGGCGCGGAUUCAAGGCGCCGUGCGGAUUGUGAUCUUCCAGAGGGGCGUGCGGAAGGCGUCGAUUUCAUUUCGUUGUCCCAGCGCUCGACGAGUGCGACGAGUGCGACGGGUGUACCAGCGGGCGUAGAACGGCCUUGUUCGGUGAAUGAACACUCAGCAUCGCCGCCCGAAAUAAACAUCCCCCACGGCACAGUCGCGUCCGCGCUGCCCCGGCCUGCGCGCCCGCAGACAGCCCCCAGCAAGAGCGCCGCUUCCCCCCGUCACUUCGACGCGCGUGAUCCCAUUUUUUCCCGACGCAAGACCGCGCCAGUAGCUCCUGCCGUGCUGCGCGAGUCGGGUGCUGCCUCGGGCGACGUCGAGCCGCAGCUCGCCGACGAGCCGUUUCUCGCCUCUGACUUGGAUUGGUCAAGCGCCGCGCUCGCCCUUGUCAAUGGCAUUGACGCGGCCCCUGCGCCGCUACCAUCCCCUGUCGUUCCCCGCCCCCCCAGCAGCGACGGAGUGGGGAACAGAAGUGGCAGAGUGAGGGCGGGAAGGGGGACGCGCGCGGGCGGAAGGGCGGGGGAAGGGCUUCGAGUGGAUGUGGCAGGCAGGCGCCAUCGGUCGCGGCACAGUGACGAGCUGGCGUGGGCGGAGGCGCUAGGGGGGCAUGUGCUGUCGCGGAGCAAGACAGCGGAGAGAGAGGCGGGCGCAAGGGGGCGUGAAGGCAGGGAAGGGGCUCGUGUGGGGAGGCAUCACCACCUGUCAGCGUCUUGGGACUGUGAGGGGGGGUCUCGCAUGGCGUUGGAGAGGGGAGAGAAGGGGGUGAUCUAG
Closterium sp. Yama58-4 is the source of this 864-nucleotide messenger RNA. NCBI's taxonomy places the organism in Eukaryota, Viridiplantae, Streptophyta, Zygnematophyceae, Desmidiales, Closteriaceae. The record is from the annotation of a GenBank genome assembly.